AUGCAAAGUUCUCAAAAAUUUACAGCCUCAAGCAACCUUACCAUAGAGGAUCAUCAUCAAGAACAGCAUGGGACGUCGGUACUCUCAUCCUCAGAGUCUUCAACAUCAUCGUCAUUAUCAACAAUGACUCCGAGUAUGGAUCAGAGUCAUGAAUUAAUUCCUGAAGCUCCUGUUGCCGAUGAGAGCUUGAAUGUCCAGCAAGAAAUUGGAGAAAUGACAGCAUUAGAAGCUCUUGAUUUUCUGAUUGAGGAAAAUAAAAAACUGUGGAAAGAAAAGAUAAAAUUUGAGAAUAGUAACAUUGCAAAAAUGCAAAUACAAACACAACAACAUGAAAAAGAGAAACAGCAUCUGUCCCUUCAAGUUAGAAAAAUCAAAACAAAAAUCAUUGAGACAAAGUUGGAUCAGAAAUCUUUGAAAAGUGAAGCCAAGUUCUUAAGCACUAAAUUUUCAGACGAGUUUUCUUCCCUUAUAGAAACAAUUAAGGAUAACAUAAACAUGAAAAUGGAUCAAAUGGACAAUGAACUCGAUAAAAUGGAAAAACAAUAUAACAACGUGUUGAAGGAUAGCGAAGAUCAAGUUAGAGAAACAGCAGGCUUCUUGUUAAAAGUUGGGCAAACUGUAAAGAGUUGGAAACGACGAUGGUUUGUGUUUAGAAAAGAUUUGACCUUCAGUUACUUUAAAACCGUUGAGGAUUUGAAGCCAAUUGACACGAUUGAUGUAUCAAUGGAAGAAAGCUUGGAUAUCUCUGCAGACGUGACUCAAGGAAAGCCUUUUGCUUUCAAAUUGGUGACAAAAGACAGAACUUAUUACUUGUGCGCAACCAACGAGGACGAAAAGAGACGAUGGAUUUCGACACUUAGAAGGUGGUUUGAGGUGAAUAAGGCGUACUUGACGAAAUGA
Naegleria fowleri is the source of this 900-nucleotide messenger RNA. RefSeq lists its product as uncharacterized. The record is from RefSeq and is a predicted model, not a curated record. NCBI's taxonomy places the organism in Eukaryota, Heterolobosea, Eutetramitea, Acrasida, Naegleriidae. The coding region runs from base 1 to 900 and encodes 299 amino acids. The transcript is spliced from 2 exons.